UUCUGGUUUGCGAAGGUGCGGUGGGGAAACAUCGUACGGUACGCAUCGCCUGAUAUGCCUUCUCUCCUCAUACAACUGUCUCGCGUCUCCAUCUUUGUUUCGCCUUGGUCACUUUGUACUGCUUUAUUCUGCUCGCUUUGUAGCGAUUUCCCCCUCCUUGUCAUGUUCUGGUCCUGUUUGUCAUCCAGUUGAGGCUGCGGCAAGUACUCCGCGUGGGCGUGGACCUACAGUCAAGACCUUUCAGAGUCUCAAAACAAACCACACUCCCCCCUUCGGCAACAUGGCCUCCAAGCUAUGCUGUACGGCCGAGCAGGAGGGCCGAGCAGACUCUCCAGAGCUCCCCAACGUCCGCGUCACCGAGGCCACGCCGGCGAAACGACCUCUUCUAUCGAAGGGUUCCACGUCCCCAAACUCCCACGUCACGAGCACCAGAUCGGAAGACCUCCACGAACUCCAGCAGAUCUUCGACAACGCAAAGAACAAUGGAGCGGGCCAGGCGUCCCCAGCAAAGGCCGGCCGCACACACUUCACUCGGCCUUCGGUGUACAGCCUGCACUCGCUCCACAAGAUGAAGAGCAUGCACUCCCUGAUCCGGCGGAAGUUCUCCAGGGACUUAUCUAAGAAGCCCUCGGACAACCCCUCGAAGGUUACCGGUGCGAAGAAGCGUCCUCCGGCUGAUGAUAACCCAGACACGGUGCUCAAACAACCGAAGGACGGGCCCAACGUGCAGCUCAAGAUUACCAAGGACGAUCUGAGGAAGGACCUGCUCAGUGACAAGAAGCCGGAUGAAGGUGGCUAUGAUUCAGAUGCUCAGGUGCUGGAUGAUAUUGCGAAGAAUAUCGGAAAGAGGACGCCGAACACGAGACCGAGUUUGCAUAGCAUCGAGUGGACGCCAUCGACUGCAAGCAAAGCAACGCCGGGCUCAUCGUCUAAAGGGCGCAACAGCUCGGACCUUGGCCGUGAUGUGCAGCCAUACCAGAUUCGACACCCACAGACGCUCUCUGCCCGCUUCAGCCAGGUUUUCAGUACACCUAACCUCCACGCCGACCGGUCCAAGCCCGCCGAGCGCAGACUCAGACGUUCUCACUCUGCUACAUCCAUCGACCUUCCAGCAUUGUCGCCGCUCUCGCCUCUUCGGUUGCCGAGUCUCAAGACACACGAUCAGGAAGGCGUGCCAUGGUCGGUCGCUUUGAGCGAGAGCCUUCGUCUUUCGCAGUUCCCUGUUCCUCCUCGACAUGUUACUCCACAGCCUUCUAAGCGCUCCUUGAAGGUGCACGUGGGUUCUCAAUCCACCGGAAGCAAGGCUGGAAGCCAGUACACCGAGGCGACUGCGAAGGCUGCGGUAAUGGAUCCUGAAGCCCCUCAGCGGACAACGGCUACCCAGAGCACCGACAAGGAUCCUUCCACCCCGGUUACUGUCGUGCAAAUUCGCGUACAGGAACCCACCUCGUUAACAACACCGCGCACUUCAGCCUCCAUCAGAGGCACAGCUCCAGAGAACGCCCCGCCUGCUCCGCAGGAUACGGUGAAGCAAACCCAGGACGACGAUGAAGAGGAUAAUCCUCGACGAUCGGUCCACCUGUAUAGCAUGCGCAUCUCGCACCAUCUACGCUCCGGCUCACUGCUCUCGUGGGACAAUCUCGCUGAUGCGCCUGAGCUGCCGAAUCUACCUCGUACCUUUCGUGACCGCUCUGUCUCGGACCUGAGUCGUGUUUCCCAGGGGCAGAAGCAGCUUAGCCGGCAUGUGAGACAGACGUCAAGCUCCGGGUUUGCUAGCUCCAAGGUUCCUGGGAGAUGGGGCCGGGUAGUUCCUCAUGAGUUUCGAGAGGAUAAGUCUUCCGUCUACUCUAGUCGACCUCAGAGUCCGCCUGACAGCUUUGGCGAGUCGAUGAUCAAUCUAUCGAAGACCGCCACUCGACACCACGCUUCGAAGGACUCCUCUGUUGAUCUCACAAAACCGAGGCGAUCACACUCGUUCCCUACCGACAACGAAGAAACCCCCAGGCCAAUCCGGCGACAUGGCCUCACAAACCUUCACGACAAACCUAGUAUACCCAUGAGCAAUCGGCGCUCGACAGAAUCCGCGCGGCUGGCACGGAACAAUAGCGUCGCGAGCACUAAGAAGUCUAAAUUCCGUGAAGAAUUCAGCCCAUCACCGCCCAAGAAGAAAGUCAUGCAAUCAGCUUCUAUCAUGAGAUUCCUCAACCCUAAACGAAGCAGCAUGCGCAGCCAAAGCGAAGCAAAUCUCAGAUCCGAUGCACCAGAAAUUGCUGUGGAUGGUUCCCUGGAGACUCCUCGUGCAGGCGCGCAACGCGAACGUCGGUUAUCAAAGUCUAUGGUGAGUAUACAGGCCGAGCAAGCAGCUUUGGGAAAGGACAAAAAGGCGAGCCCGGUGUGGGAGCGAGCAUUGCAGAACUACCAAGAUGAGCGCGCAUGUAUGUUUCUGUCGGAGAACAAGGACCUUGUCACUCAGAGCAGUCCGUUUCGAGAGCGGAGCGGAAGCGUCGCGAGGUCAAUGCACAGUAAUGAAGAAGAACAGGCUUCAUCGAGAAAGUUGAUUCCGGCGAAGCGCUUCUCGGCCCCAGUCCUAGAUCCGCCGGCGCCUGGCAAGCCUGGCCCGGAAUACCCUCCUUCGCUUUUUUCGAGACGGACUGCCUUUAUCGGAAGGGACAUGGACGAUAUCAGCCCAAGUCGGGAAGUGCAGGCGUGCUUCGAUAAGCAAACCGAUGUGGCUGAGACUGUUGGUGCAUGGGGACGCUACCCAUCCCACACGCGCCCCGAACGAACCCUUUCUGCUGGCCACCUUGACAACGUCGACGCUCGCGAUUUUGCACUGGAAGCAGCCAUCAAGUUCGCCAUGGGGAAAGACAGCGAUCCAGAUGACGACCUGAUAGACCCCACUGCUCGCCUUCCUUCGCCACCUCUACUUCGAGGCGAGAAGAAGCGGAAGAAACGAAUUGGAAAUACUCGGAUGGCAAAGAGCCACUCCAUGACCUUCGGCAAGACAUUCUUCAAGAACUAUACCAGGAUGUUCAGGAGCCAAAGCAUCGAGUUUUCGAAGCACGGACGUGGGCAUCGAAGCUCGAUCACCACGGGCGGGACCCUGGAACAUCCCGAGCUGGAGAUGCUACCGCAGGUUUGGAUGCGGGGACCGAUUGACGAAAGAAAUGGAGAGCAUAGCGGCGGUAGUAACGAGUCACAAGGCGAACAGGAGGAGUACGGUGUUGGCGAUAGGAAGGGCAAAGGCAAGCUGAAAGACGGGAACUCUCUGGCGACACUUCGUGCUGUCAACAGCGACAAGGCUCGUCGGAAUUCUUCGAUGGCCAGGCUUGACGGUCAGGUUGAAGAGGAGCACUCAAAAGACACAGCUCGCGUUAUGUCCACAUACUACGAGUCAUUCAUCCCGGCCUUCCCGCGCGCAAGCACGGAAGCCGACUUUGGGCUCGAGGACUUCGGCGUGCCGUCACGCCACUCUUUUGAGAGCAGACGCGCGUCCUUGCGUUCACGCACCGUGCCUGCCCGCUUUUCGAGGCAUUCUCGCAAUGCGAGUCGAAUGAGUCGCCUCAGCGUCGUCAGUCGCACCAGUGCCAAACCGAGCUUCGUGUCUGCAGGGGAUGAUGAAGUGGGUAUGGAGGCGCGGAGCAUCGUGAGCGUGCGUAGGAGUACGAUGGACUUGAUCAAUAUGUACAAGGAGCAGGAGAAUACAGAGCGAGAGAGGGUGUUGAGCUUGAUGAGAGUGGAGAGUCAGAAGGAGAACCAGGGAAUUACGGCGUUGUGAGGAGGAUGUAAUGUGUAAUGUGGUGAGUGGUGGUGAGUGGCGGUGAGUGGCGGUGGGAGGGAUGGUAUGCGAGUAUGUAGUAUCGGUCUGAGAACAUUGUAUGGACGCGACGUCGAGGGAAGAGCGGUAAGCACGAGAAGUGGCCUUCUCACUUGGAUGAGCUAUCUGAUAGUCUGGGGAUAUUGAAUAGAGAAUGUAUGAGUACUAAAA
Trematosphaeria pertusa is the source of this 3988-nucleotide messenger RNA. RefSeq lists its product as uncharacterized. Lineage: Eukaryota; Fungi; Ascomycota; Dothideomycetes; Pleosporales; Trematosphaeriaceae. Bases 281 to 3778 code for a protein of 1165 amino acids. The record is from RefSeq and is a predicted model, not a curated record. The transcript is spliced from 2 exons.